Molecule: messenger RNA, 1574 nt
Organism: Passer montanus (Eurasian tree sparrow)
Lineage: Eukaryota; Metazoa; Chordata; Aves; Passeriformes; Passeridae
Gene: FAM180B
Product: family with sequence similarity 180 member B
Exons: 3
Coding region: 97-675 (192 amino acids)
Source: RefSeq, a predicted model, not a curated record
GGCUGCUGGGAUCCGAAGCAGCACGGGAAGACGCCCCAGGCGAGCUGCUGUGGCUUGGGGCGCAGAGCGGGUGGCAGCUGCUGGGACAGUGCUGCCAUGGCCCAGGCACAGCUCAGCUCCUGGCUGCUCCUGUGUGUGUUUGCUGCAUCCCAGAGGCUGACAGAUGAACAUCCUCACAGCGGCACCAACAGAGCCCGUCGUGGCCCAGAGGACGCUGGCAUCAUGUUAGAGAUGCUCUGGGGAAGGCUGGAUAUUCAGGCCAACGGGACAAUCCAUCUGCGGGAUGAAGAGCUGGCCUCCCUACGCCCGGCACGGCGCUUCCUGCAGAUUUUAGAGGAGGAAGUUCCUAAAACACCGGCGGAGAUUGAGCAGCAUCUGAGAUAUUAUUCACUGACUGACACUCCCUUGCCUCCGACGGAGUUUGACCGUCUCCUUUUCACCAGUGUUUACAGUGCCUAUCAGGUUCGCUCCACGCAGGGUCUGGAUAAAACCCCCUGGAUUGGCUUUUUCUCUCAGCUGGUUGAUGAAAUCUUUCGUGACCUGUGCAAGGGGCUCUGCCCUGCAAAUACCACCCUCCUCCAGGCUUCCUGGCCUUGGAAGGAGAAGCCUUCACAUUUAGCAUCCCUGAAACAUUUCUAUCGCUCUAACCUGGCCAGGACCAAGAGAGACACCUAAUGAGGGCACCCACCGUAGGAAAGGGCACGCCUGGCUGCAGCUGCCUUCUUGGUUAUUUUCAAUGUUUUCCACGGUAUGCAGGACUUCAAAUAAACAUGCCACACCUUUUUGUCCUGCUUUCUGCACUGUGCUGUUAACCCUCUCAGGAUUUAUGCACCAGCUUUUAUUUUUAAAUGAAAAAAGACAAAACUGUAAAGUGCAUUUCUUCCUUUUCUGAUUUUUUCCUAAGUGAGCUGUGCUGAAGGGGGCAGUGCUAUUUAGAUGUCUUAUGUAUCUUGAUCACUGAUGCUCUGGAGACAUGGCUUGGAAGUAUUUUUCCAGGAUAUUAUGCUGGUGUCACGGCUGACUUAAUUUCAGAUAAUUCAGUUCACUUUCCUUAUAUUCUCCCUGUGGUUUCAGACAAAUACAAGAUCUUUUCUCCAGUAGCAGCUAAGCAGGUUUUGUUGUGUUCCAUGAUAUAGUUCACAUAUUUAAUUUAAUUUUUCUCCUCAUGUGGCAUCAUAUUUUAUGUGUAAACAGCAAUUUGUCAUCCCAUGUAUUCAUUUUUCUUUAAAAAGCAACCUGAAAAUGUAUGUAUUCCACAAAGCUUUCUAGUAUUUGCAUAUCAUAUUUACACAUAUACACAGCUUUGUUUCAGUUAUCAUUUUGGAAUAUACUUCUCGAAAUCUCAUUUAAAUUCUGAAAGAUCCUGACCUAGUUAUUUCUUCAGCAGAUUUUGCCUCUCUUCUAUAAAGUUGGUUUUUGUACAGCCAUGGCAUUUUACAAGCCAAACAUAAUAAAUACAUAGUCUCUAUCCUCAAAUCAGAAAUAUAACUAUUUUACAGAAAGACAUCAAUAACAUUUGUCUGUCUUAAACACUGUGGUGUGGAAUGAAAUAAAUAUAAUUAUCUCCUCAGGAG